Messenger RNA from Rotaria socialis, 2595 nucleotides. Lineage: Eukaryota; Metazoa; Rotifera; Eurotatoria; Philodinida; Philodinidae. The record is from the annotation of a GenBank genome assembly.
AUGUUUAUAGGUGAUUUUGCCGUAGUGGAACUGUUUGCAACAAAAUAUCCAGUAACAAAAAAGCAAAAAAAUAGAACUGGUUUAACCGCUCUUCAGAUAGCACAAAAAGAAGGAUUCAAACGUAUUGCCCAAAUACUAGAAUUUGGUGACACUUCGCACGAUUUCUUGAUUACAGAUGAAAAAAUAUCUGCCACAUCCAAGCACAGCUAUCAGGUGCUUGAAACUGCGUGUCGAAAUGGCCAAGCAAAAAUUAUCAAAGAAUUUUGUCAAGAACGUUACGACUCUAGAGAUGAAAAAAAAAGUCUGUGUUGUAAACUUAUUGGCAUAGCUAAAAGCUACCACCAAGAAGAAAUAGCAGACAUUCUUCAGUUGCAUUACGAUCGACAGUUAAAAAUGGAUAUUCCUUCAGAUAUAGAAUUGGAAAAAAUAGUAACAUUAGACGCCAAGUAUAAGAACAUAUUAAAUGGAGUUUUGGAAGGCCUACACAACACCAUUACUGGAAUCUCUGCCGAUCUUGAUCCUGCUGACCCAGGCACAUUUAUCAAUUUAUUCUCGAAGUUGGUAACAAAUUUACAACAAAAUGCACAGGAACUUGAGAAUGCUGACACAAAAAAAAAUAUCCGCAAACUGAUUCGAAAAGAUAUGUCUGGUACGGAAGAAAAAUUAGAGGCAAUAGAUAAACGAUUGAAUCAAGUCGAGGAAUACAAUACAAUGCUCAAGAAAAGUAUUCAAAAAACCGAUAAACGUUUAAGCAGCGUAACAGGCUUAACUGCGGGUAAAAAAAAAUACAUUUUUGACGAACUGGAGUUACACAAAAAACAAUUAGCUGUUUAUGAGUCUUCCAUGUUGCUGUUUCUUCGAGAACGAGAAGGCCUGCUAAACAGGCGCAAGACCAUGGAGUUCAUCAAGGACAAAUCUUUUUUAUACUUAUUCUAUCGAACGAUUGAGAUCCGUUUAAAUGCAUUGUUUCACAGUGUUCUAGCAGCUCAAGGUGGUUACCUGCAACUGCAAGCUAGCAAGGAUAUGAAAUUCGCAAUAGGAGCGGCAGCACCUGAUUUACUAUCGGGCGCAUGGAAAUUCGCAAAUCUCUUCACUGACGCAUUGUUGACGUAGCUUCAACGUGUUGCAUCAGAUACGGCCGCCCUUCUCACACUCUAUUACAAGCAACAAAUCGAAUCUAUUGAUGCAUUAACAAAAAUAAAAAGCAGCAACUUUCUAACCCAGAAAGUUCAUGCACUCAAAGAAAAUUUUCUGGAUUUCCAUCCAGAAAAGAAGGACGAAAAAGCUGUGAUAAUAGUAGCUCUCUAUGUGAUAAAUUGGCUCAUUGAAACACUUAAAACAGCGAAGGGUCGCGAAAUUGUCUCAAAUAUCCCAUUAUCAGAACAGCUAUGGUAUUACGUCGCCAAAAAUGAUCCUUUUGUGACCAAGACAAUAGAAUAUCUAACUGACAUUGCUGGAUAUUCAGAUGGUCGACAACUCAUACCGCUACAAAAAAAAGAUCCUAACGGGAGGAAGUAUCAAGUUAAGUUACAGCAUUUGAUUGGGUAUCCCUCAGUAGUAUCUAAAGAUGGACUUAUUUAUCAAUAUCCAGUAUCACCGCAGGAUUUUCAAAAAGACAACUAUCCAGAUUUGACAAUAUUUGGUUAUGUUUACUUAGAGCCGUUUACAACAGAUAGAGAAAUAUGCAGGUCCAUUAUUAAAGAAAGACAUCUAAUUUCUGCGCAGCGUAGUGUCAGUGCCGAUACUAGAACAAAAAUCGCGGAAAUCGAACGUAUGUCGAUGGGAAUAAAAGGGGAAAACAGUGGUAUUCGGCCGGCUGUUAUGUCAGACACAGCUUUUGAAGUAGCCAAAGUACUUCGAGAGCAAAAGUCUUUUGCUGAUUCCAGUUAUGUUCACAAAGAAAUUAAGAAAUCUGGAAUUAACAUUGAGUGUAGAAUCGAAAAUCUUCAGAAUAGUCUUCAAGAAAAUGAUAUGCGAUAUCAAACAUCAAUGGAGGCUGCUCAUGAUUUCGUUAAACUUGAGUCUGAUCGGGCACUCACCGCAUUGAUAAAAGAAAACAAGCAACGAUUUGAUGAUGGAUUGAGAAAACAGACUGAACAAAUGCUAGAACUUCAAAAACAGUUGGAAUCCAAGAAUAAGCAUUAUAUCAAAGAAAUCCAAAAGCAUUUACAAUCCGAGAACAAACAGUACAUGGAACAAGUUCAAAAGCAAUUAGAAACCCAAAACGUAAAUCGCAUCGAACAAACUCAAAAACAGAUAGAAUUCCAGCUUCAAAAUCUUACAAAUGAGAUUUCAAAACACAGCAAAGCCGAGCUCAACACAAAGGAGCCUAAACUCAAGCAACAUAAACCUGGAUUGCAUCACACUGCGGCUAAACCACAGAAAUCAAAUCAGCCACACGCAAUUGUCGAAGCUACCAUUAACCAUGGUGAAACUGAACGAAAACAGCUUACCAGUCAAUUGCAAGCUCCAAGUCACAAUAUGCAACAACAGAUCACGGGGCAGUCAUCAACCGUUAACAAAAUAUUAUCGGUAGCCAAUGACAAAUAUCCUCCUGAAAAUGAGGAAUCUUUUGAUUAUCCUACAAGAUUCUGA